CUGAAAAUAUCAGUCAUCAUCACAUUCACACGCACUCCGCUAGCCUUUCACCUCUCAAAAUUUCACAGUUUCACAUCGUCGGAGCAAAAUUACAGUGCGUAGAAAUGGAGUUCCGGCCCGUCUUCCUCAUCCUCAUCUUGCUCAGUCUACUUUCUUUCUCUACGCCGGCUUUUGCGAGAGACCCAUCUUUGCUGGUAAAGCCCCCGUUUAAAGUCUCGACGCCGUUCUCAGUUGCCCUCGACAAUCUCCAGAAGCAGAUCAACUAUACAUUUAAGAGUGUAGGACUACUGAGGCGUGCAAUGACACAUGCCUCCUUCUCGGAGGAGAACAAUAAAGCUCUAAGCAUAUUGGGCGCAAGUGUUAUCGAGACCUCAGUCUCAUUGCAGGCUUUUAUCAAGAAUGUGGAUAUAUCGGCCAAGGAUUUGAACCGUGUGAUUGCUGACGUGUCGAAGGUGGAGAGUUCCUGCAAUGCUGAUGGGACGCAUUUGGGGUUGCAGAAUGUAGUGAGGGUGUCCCGGAAAACGAAUGUCACGUCCCCUGCAGUUGUGUGUGGUGCAUUUCGUGCAGUUUUUGGUGCGAUUGCGAUUGAUGCCUUGAGUUCGGAUGAAGCUGGACUGGUGUACGGGAAAGUUCAUCGUGGGUUUGGGAAAGCUAUGGAAAUUUAGGUAAGUAUUGUGAAUAUUAGUACGUUUUUUUGUGUUAAUUUGGCUAAACAGUGAGUAGAUGAAUUGGUACUUUCACUUGUGACAUUGUGCCUUGUGCUUAUUGCAAUUCUUUUGGAUUUGAUGUAUGUUUGUUUUUGUGAGUGUUUUGGUUUGGUUUCUUAUUUGUAGCUUUCCUGGUAAACUUGAGAAUGGAAGUUUUUCUGUGGGUCGAUUUGUUUUGGAUUUAUAUAAUAUGAUAUGAUCAAGACAAACAUUGGUCCUAUGGGCUGCAUGUUGAAAUAUAUAUAUUUAAGAAAAUAUUUUAUAUUGGGUUUGUAUUUAUCAUGAGAAAUAUUGAAUGAUGUAUCGAUUUCAUUACGAUGUCCCUUCUUGAUGAUAUGAAUCUUGACAAGUGGACUUAUCUUUGUGGACCGUAAUAGAACAAUUUGAAAUUUGCAAACCUCGAUAUUAUUUUGCGAAGUGGAAUAUGCCAAGUUUUUUGUUGGUCUGUUAUUUUCCAGAGUGAGAUGUAUAUUGUCAAACAUGCUUUUGGUAAGAUAUGAUAUCCUUUCUGGGGAUUAUUAUGAAAAAUCUCCUCUUACAUCUUUAUUAUUCAUUUCUCUCCAUUUAAUUAGCUAAACCAAAUAUUUAAUCAUCAUAUAUUGAAAUCAAAAGCUUUGCUCGGUUGUUACCUGAAUUGUUUUCUUCACUUUGAUUGCGUUUUAACCCAUUUUUAUACUCUCUCAAU
Striga asiatica is the source of this 1392-nucleotide messenger RNA. NCBI's taxonomy places the organism in Eukaryota, Viridiplantae, Streptophyta, Magnoliopsida, Lamiales, Orobanchaceae. The record is from the annotation of a GenBank genome assembly.